AUGCCCAUCUGCCUUCCGACGCUCAACCAAGGAUUCGAUGGAAUGACCUGCACCACCAGCGGAUGGGGACUCACGAAAGACAAGUCCCAGGGUGGAACCAUAUCCCAGUCCCUUCAGAAGGUUGAUUUGCCUAUAGUGCCUUACGCAACCUGCAAAUCAAACUACCAAAACGUUAAUCCGGUCGUAGAAGCCACAAUGAUCUGUGCUGGUCCAAAGGCCGGCGGAAAAGGAGCCUGCCAGGGCGACUCCGGGGGUCCCCUGCAGUGCCGCAGGUCCGACGGCCGCUACGUGCUGGCCGGAAGUACGUCGUGGGGAACGACGUGUGCGGCAGCCAAUCAGCCCACUGUGUUUGGGAGAAUCUCUCCCCAGGUCAACUGGAUCAACAGCGUCGUUGGCCAAACCCCGUGA
Ixodes scapularis (black-legged tick) is the source of this 408-nucleotide messenger RNA. Its product is annotated as serine proteinase stubble-like. The record is from RefSeq and is a predicted model, not a curated record. Bases 1 to 408 code for a protein of 135 amino acids. Lineage: Eukaryota; Metazoa; Arthropoda; Arachnida; Ixodida; Ixodidae. The transcript has 3 exons. Gene Ontology annotation, biological process: proteolysis. Gene Ontology annotation, molecular function: serine-type endopeptidase activity.